Exophiala bonariae is the source of this 1314-nucleotide messenger RNA. RefSeq lists its product as uncharacterized. The transcript has 2 exons. Bases 1 to 1314 code for a protein of 437 amino acids. The record is from RefSeq and is a predicted model, not a curated record. Lineage: Eukaryota; Fungi; Ascomycota; Eurotiomycetes; Chaetothyriales; Herpotrichiellaceae.
AUGGAUACAUUGACCAAAGUUGUCACUACCACUGCCAUCGAACCCGAACCAUCAUUACUUUUCUGCGAGCUCUUAUCAUCCUCCGAUCGUGUCUCCCCUUUCACCACACGGAAACGAUGGAAACAAGCAUUCAUAGAACUGACGUAUCUGUCUCGACAGUGGCAGCCGUCGGACGGUCCUCCUCCUCCUUAUUCCAUUUGGAUGGCCUCCUCGGAAGUCGAUCAAAAGUUUCUCGGCUAUUUCGCAAAAGUCACCACCACUGAGAAUAAUUAUCUUUCAAGUUUUCUAUUUCGGGUUCUGGGUUUAUCGGUAAUACUUGCGGAAAAGCUUUUGCGCGCACGUAAAGCAAAACGGCUGGAUCCCGUGCGCGAUCCCAGAGCCAGACAUCUCAUUCAUCAUAUACUAUGGCUGGCACGCGAGGGGCUAGUCAUGGUGGAGCAGUAUAUCCUCCCUAUGGUGGGCAACUACGUGGAGCUCCGUGUUCUGUCUUAUAAACUCAAAGCGUCAUUUUAUCACAUUUUCGUCCUCUUCCACAAUGACCCUCCGGUCAACGAUCGCAUCAACCGCUCGAGAUCCGACUCCUUUUCCCUCUUUCCAGACCCUCUAUCACCACGACUUUCCAAAACCUCAUCACGAGACCCGACCAUCCGGUCACCAACGGGUGGAGGUCGCCAACGUUCACCGGCCAUCAGCCUCGGAGGGCCUGUCGGCGGCGAUGGCAGUAUGACCACAGCACGAACACCGCCUGGCCUGCCGCUCCCAGCAACCCACCCCUACCCGAACGGCAACGCCAACAACGGCAGCGGCGUUGCGACCUUCCUCCUCCCUCUCCAAGACUACACACCCUACGCGACACGCGCAUUCCGUGAAGCCAACGAACUCGCCGAACGCCUACUCCCCGGGUCUCACCCGGUACGCCUCUCGGUGAAGGUUGAGUACGUCGCGUACGUGUACGACUGCCUGCACGAGGCGGAGGCGAGUCGCAAGAUGGCGCGGCUGGCGGUCCGGCACGUCUACGAGGCCCAAGAAGGCAUGGACGACGAUUCGUUCGAGGAUGCCGCGGAGAUGGUAGGCAUUUUGGGUCGCAUGAUGAAGCGUGGCCUUGGUGCCGGUGACAGCUCCGGCAGUCAGCAGGCGGGCCAGUCCCAGGGUCGCGAGAGGGUCGGUGCUGGUACGAAUGCUGAGCAGCCGCCUGUGCCAUCGGCCGCCUCGAGCACAGCGAGAGUGAGGCCUGGCGUUGGCGGGAAUACUGCCGCGAGAUUGAACUCACAGUCGUCGCGGACUUCGUCUCAGCAGCCAUCUACUUGGGUAUAG